CGUUCUCUCUUAUAUAUCUCUCUCCAUCUCUCCCUAUUUCUAUCCCCAUUUCUUACCCUUGGUUUUAUGUUGCAACUUUUUCCUUAUUCUUUUAAUCAUCUCUUUCAGUUAUAUAUAAAUCUCUCUUUAUAGAAUCAAAAGGCCCUCAUCAGGCAGCAUAAAUCUAGCAGCUGCCCUCUCUGUCAUGGAGAAGUCUUGCAAUUCAUCGUUGAUCAAAGCUGUUACUUCAAAAGAAACCACAUACUCAUGCACAGAGGAGGAGAGUGGUUGGACUGCUUACUUUGAAGACUUCUCGAACAACAAUAAUAAAAGAAAAGAAGAAGAAGAAAAACAGGGAGGAGGAGCGCAAAGUUUUGGCUACACCUCUUCUUUGGUUUCUGAUGCUGCUUCUGGUGCUGCAUGGAAAUUAGCUUCCCACAACAAUCAAAGCAAUGAAGGCUCUAUUGGGGUCCCACCCAAUAAUUUUCCCAGGAAAUUAAGCUUCAAGAAAACAAGAACCAAAAAGAUUUCUGGUGAUGAUUUGGAGGACACUGCUAGUUCUCCUGUUAAUAGUCCCAAGAUUGGUGAUUUGAGACCAGUUGAUAUAAAUCCCAGAAAGAUAGACGAUCAUCAUAUGAAUAUGAAUUCUUUGGGUAAUGAGGGGACUAGUGUAGAACAUUUUGCAGAGAUAGAACAGGCCCAUGAUGAAAAAAGUAGUGAUUGUACGGACUUAAAGAACAAAGGGUUGUGCUUGGUUCCCAUGUCCUGGUUGGUGAACUAUAUUGGUUAAUUUCACGCUUUGCAAUGAAGAAUCUCAUCUCUACCUCUCUGCUAGUUGAUGCUUCUUCCGUAACUUACUGUAUAAAGGAAAUAUCUGUCCAUUAGUGUGUGUAUAGUUCUUGUAAGAUUUGUGAUCAUUCUCUCUCUCUCUCUCUC
This is a messenger RNA of Malus domestica (apple), 915 nucleotides long. RefSeq names its product vascular-related unknown protein 1. NCBI's taxonomy places the organism in Eukaryota, Viridiplantae, Streptophyta, Magnoliopsida, Rosales, Rosaceae. The record is from RefSeq and is a predicted model, not a curated record. Gene Ontology annotation, biological process: xylem development.